CGCUCCCAACAAGCACCUGCAACCACCAUGAACACACCUAGUACUGUUGGAGUUCCUCGCAGUCUGCUCUCGACCGUAUUCCUUUUGCACGUCGCAUUAGAAAUCCCUUUGGCAGUCCAGGCGAUAUGGGCUCCUGCAAGUCUCCCGUUCCGACAGCUCAAUAACACGACGCUGGUUAUCUUAAAAAUGUAUGCUGCGCUGUCAUUGGGGAUGUGCCUCGCAUCCGUACUAUGCUUUUCUUUGCCAGAUAUUCUUCCAGGGAAAAGGGCGUUCGCGUUGGGCCUCUGUCUAUACCACACCGUCUGUUCGACGAUAUUAUUCCAGGCGCCUCGGUUCAUUCCAUAUACCUUCGGGCCUCUAUGCGAGCAGUAUAUGGUAACCCCGGAAAUAACAUGGAGUGUCAUGCACGGAUUAGUAGGUUUCACAUUUAUGAUAUGGUGGCAAUCGACAGUGUCGGCAGUUCAGCCAGCCAGGAAAACGAAUUAA
Messenger RNA from Marasmius oreades (fairy-ring Marasmius), 486 nucleotides. RefSeq lists its product as uncharacterized. The coding region runs from base 28 to 486 and encodes 152 amino acids. The record is from RefSeq and is a predicted model, not a curated record. The transcript has 4 exons. Lineage: Eukaryota; Fungi; Basidiomycota; Agaricomycetes; Agaricales; Marasmiaceae.